AUGUCAGUCACGGCCAACACCCGCCUCCCGGGGUGUCCCUCCCUGGCGCCUCGGUGUUGGCUCCAUUCAGUGGCGGGUUCUGCGGUGGACGCAGCUCCGGCGGGCGGGCGCUGCUCUCGCUCUGUAGGAACAGGUCCUCGGCCGGCAUCGCUCAGCGGGCAGCAGCCGCAGGAGGAGGUGCUCCGGAGGAGGGAGGAUGCUGUCCCGACUGCGCGCGGCCGUGGCGCCCUGCGCGAUGGCGCGGCACAGCCUGCACACCAAGGAGAAGGGCAAGCCGCUCAUGCUGAACCCGCGCACCAACAAGGGCAUGGCCUUCACCUUACACGAGCGACAAAUGCUUGGGCUGCAGGGACUCCUGCCUCCCAAAAUAGAGACACAAGACAUCCAAGCCUUACGCUUCCACAAGAACUUGGCAAAAAUGACCGACCCCUUGGAGAAGUAUAUCUACAUCAUGGGGAUCCAGGAGAGGAACGAGAAGCUGUUCUACAGGGUGCUGCAGGACGAUAUUGAGCGGUUAAUGCCCAUCGUGUACACCCCAACCGUGGGCCUGGCCUGCUCCCAGUACGGGCACAUCUUCAGGAGACCAAAGGGAUUAUUUAUUUCCAUCUCAGACAGAGGCCACAUAAGGUCAAUUGUGAACAACUGGCCAGAGAAUGAUGUUAAGGCUGUUGUCGUCACUGAUGGAGAAAGAAUAUUGGGUCUUGGAGACCUGGGCGUGUAUGGGAUGGGAAUUCCAGUGGGAAAGCUGUGUUUGUACACAGCCUGUGCAGGGAUACACCCAGAUAAAUGCCUGCCUGUGUGCAUCGACGUUGGGACUGAUAACACAACACUCCUGAAGGAUCCGUUCUACAUGGGGCUGUACCAGAAGAGGGAUCGCUCGCAGGUCUACGAUGACCUGAUCGACGAGUUCAUGGAGGCCAUCACAGACAGGUACGGCCAGAACACGCUCAUCCAGUUUGAAGACUUCGGAAACCACAAUGCGUUCCGGUUCCUAAGGAAGUACAGAGAGAAGUACUGCACCUUCAACGACGACAUCCAAGGGACAGCCUCGGUGGCCUUGGCAGGACUGCUGGCAGCACAGAAAGCCACUGGGAAACCACUCACAGACCAGAAAGUGCUCUUCCUUGGAGCGGGAGAGGCCGCCCUGGGAAUUGCCAACCUCAUUGUCAUGGCCAUGAUGGAGAGCGGCGUUUCCUAUGAGGAGGCCUCCAGGAGAAUAUGGAUGUUCGACAAGCAUGGCUUGCUGGUCCAGGGCCGAGAGCAGAAGGUGGAUUCCAACCAGGAGCCAUUCACACAUCAGGCUCCAGAGCACAUACCAAAGACAUUUGUGGAGGCAGUGAAUGUACUCCGGCCUUCAGCUAUCAUCGGAGUUGCUGGGGCGGGGCGCCUCUUCUCGCAGGAGGUGCUCAGAGCCAUGGCUUCCAUCAACGAGCGACCCAUCAUAUUUGCACUGAGCAACCCCACGGUGAAGGCUGAGUGCACGGCAGAGGAGGCCUACACGGAAACAGAGGGCCGAUGCCUGUUUGCCAGCGGCAGCCCCUUCGAGCUGGUCACUCUGAAGGAUGGAAGGACCUUCAAGCCAGGCCAAGGAAACAACGCUUACAUCUUUCCAGGCGUGGCUCUGGCUGUGAUCCUCAGCAGUGUCCGGCACAUCAGCGAUAAGGUUUUCCUGGAGGCUGCCAAGGCAUUGGCAGAACAGUUGACGGAUGAAGAGCUUGCCCAAGGAAGACUUUAUCCUCCGCUGUCCAAUAUCAGGGAAGUUUCUAUUUAUAUUGCUGUCAAGGUGAUGGAGUUCCUGUACGCCAACAACAUGGCCUUCCACUACCCCGAGCCGGCCGACAAGAACCGCUACAUCCGCUCCAAGGUCUGGACCUACGAGUACGAGUCCUUCAUGCCCGACGUGUACGACUGGCCCGAGUCCAAGGUGCAGUGACGCAGCCCCGCGCCCGCUCCUCAGGCAGCACCUCCUACUCUGCAGGGAUCCCCUCCUCAGACCAACUGUAAUCAUGAUCUUUGACUCCUCUAAUUUAUUUGCGCUCAUUUCGUUGCCUUUUGUUUGUUUGUUCGUUCGUUCGUUUGUUUUUUUCCCCCCCCCCCCCCCACCCUUACACCCUGUUUUUCACCUGAUUCCUCCCAAGUACCUGAUAAACUGUACGGAUGAUGGCAUCUGCCACAGGGAUGAGAGAGCCUGCCAAAAUUAAUUUAAAUUGUAACAUUGCAUUUCUAGCUUACAGCCAGCACCACACGGAAGAAUUCCAUUAAUGAUAUUUUAGCUACAUGUGUUUGAUGAUGAACUGUAGCUCUCUCAUCUCUGCUGAUCUCCAGAAUGAUUUAUUAUUUCUGCCUUUAAUAAUCAGUCUUCUAAUUGUUCCAGUGUUGAUGUCACUGCAUUAGCUGUGACAUCAAGGGAGACCACUUGCCAUAGAAAAAGCAAAAGGGCAGUUAAAGACAACUUCAAGAGUCUGAUGGGCCUUCUGUUUUGUUUAAUGUUUAAAGAUGCCCGUGCCCAGGCAUCCUUGUGGCAUUGGCUGCUGUUUCCUUGAGGAGCAGCGAGUGUACACCUGUGGAGUCUGCAGCAAAGUUUGCAGCUUUGUUUUCAUCACUCCAUGAAAUUCGUUCUCAGGAAAAAUGUGAGCUAGUUCAAACUGUCCUUGGGAAGCCUGAAAACAAUACUAAUCACUUAAUAGCUUUUAAAAACAAAGCCGUGCUGUUGCAGGAUAAAUUUUAUGGGGUAGAAGUAGGACCUGAAGUAAUUCAUGGAAAUCUUUUUAGAGAUUUUGCAAGGAGAUUUUAAGCAGUGGACUGCAAAAUGAUGUACCAAAGGAUCUUAAUUCUUAAAUUUUUUCAAGAUUCUGUUUUAUCUAAGCCAGGUUGUUGUCUCCCUUGCACCUCUCACAAAAAGACUCGUGCAUGAUGUUCAUGACACUGCGCACUCGAAAGCUCCGGAGCGGGCUCACUCGGAGCCGGCACCCCGCAGGCAGCUGAUGAGGCUGGAGCAGGAAUGCUGUCAGGCAGCUACUGACCCCAGCCUGACUGAAUGUUUCCUGAGCUCUUGGUCCCGUACGCUCUGCUCCGUGUGAGUACUGGAGCCAAAAGACGCUGCAAGCCCUCUACUGAGCGCUGCAGCUUACUCCGCUUACAGGCCUCGUCCGUCAGAGUUCCUGUGUGACAGCAGAAGUUCCCAGCUGAGCUUCUCCUUGCCAGGGGUAGUGCUGCACGUGUGCCCGGGUCACUCUGCAGGGAUGCCCAGUGAUGGCCACAGGCUGUGGCUGCCCCACGUGUGCUCCCUGCAGCGGGAACAGCCGGGGGUCAGGAACAGGAAUAGAGAUACCGGCUGCCCCGCUUUGCUGCAGCAAGGCAGAAAAAGGACAGGAGUAAAUAGACAGAUGUGCCAGCAGUGCUGCACUGGCAGACAUCAUGCAAAGUAGAGCUUGCUCAGAAUUCACCCAUGGCAAGCACUGCUCUGGUAUCCUCAGGUACACAGGAACAUGCGGUCUCCACAGAACAGGCCAGAACAGAGCAGGGAAAACGGUCUCUGUACCCCCUUAGGCACCUACAGGCUCUAAAAUUAUGUUCAUGCAAAGAACAGUAAACUUUGGGAAGGUGCUGCCUGUGUGGGGAAAGAAGACUGAUUAUAUAAACACAGAAAAGAGUGAUGUGGGGAAAAAACUGUGGCGUUCGAGCUGUGGUAAAGCGUUGUGUGGUGGGGCUCGAAGUGCUUCACUGCUGAGUGCUGACACGCACAUGGGCAGGAGCUUGCACUUUGCAUGUGAAUGUACAAAAGACACCAACACACACGUAGGACAUUUUUACAAAGAGUGCUUUUUUUUCAUCUAUUUUUGCUAUGCCUUGUUUGUAUCGUAUUUAAAUUAGUGAUCUCACGGAAAAAAAGAAAUUAUUUAUUCAAGGUAUGAAUUAUUUUUGCCUUCUGAAAAUCCAGCUCUGUCUGAAGCCUGUUGUAUUGUGCCAGUGGAGUUCUGCGUCACUGGAUGCCGGAGCGCUGGGAACACACGCUUCCUCCCUUCUGCCAGCAGCCAGUUAGACAGAUGAGUAACAAAAGCACCCAAAGUGCACUGAUCUCGUGUCCCAGCUGAGAGCGAUCACAGAGGCAGGGGAGCUCUGCCUGAGGAAGUAAGGAUCCGUGCCCACCCCUUCAGUCUGAUGGUUUUGUUUCCAGGGACUGCGGCUGUUGUCCACAGCCAGUGGCCCUUGGCAGCACUCAGGAAAAGCUGUAGCUUGGGGAAGCUGCGUUCCCUCCGAGCAGCAGGGCCCUGCUCCGGGCAGGAGCGAUCCCGUUCCCCAAGGGAGCUCCUGCACCCGUCAGGCUGAGGAGGACGCGGUUCUGAGCAUUCCUUGGCCCUGCUCUCCCGGCAGGUGCCGGCAGGGAUUGCUGGGAGCUGGCUGGCAGCGGGAUUUUCCCAAGCACAAGCGUUCCCACGUAGUCAUUCUUCUGGAAAUCCCGCUGCGGAGGUGGGGGAAAAGCAGUCCCUGAGAGAGCUGUGUCAGGAACUGCCCCGGGGUGUGCUGGAGGUCUGGCUGGCUCUGCCCCCGUCCCGGCCGGGUGGUGCCAGCCCGACCUGAGCCAGGCACACCCUCCUGGGCGCUGUCUGUCAGGCUCUCUGCAUCCUCUGUGGCUCGCAGUGUGGACAUGGUGGGAUUUUCCCUCCCAGCCAUUGUUUCCUGUUGGCAGCAGGUAACCCGUCAGCUCACAGAGUUUUGAGUCCGUUUCACUCUCUCUUUCAUCUUCUCCAGAAUUAUUUCUUUUUGAUACGUAGAGUUUUAAGAUACACAGAUUCAUGUUCAGUUUUCCUUCAGGUACAAUUAAUCCUUGAACUAAUUACAACUGCUAAUCUUGCUGGCUAGUAAGGAACCAGUUUCCUUUUUCAUAUUCUACUUAACAUGAUUUUUUCUGUUCGCUGCUUUAUUCAAAAUACUUACUGGUCUUUAUCUGUACAGAAAAUUCUCUUAGACAGUAUGCAAAGGGAAACAGGUGUCACCAGGAUGCAUUUUGUCAUGUUACAUAGUGUAAGUUAAAAAAAUACGUCACCUAAAGGACCACCAGUGUUGUAGCUUGUCACACAGCCCCCGUGACUUGCCCUCCAAAUGAUUUUAUAAAAGGACUGUCUUCCAUGUCUCCUUGGGGUAUGCAGAACCCUUCUGAGAGGAUCAAGAACUUCCCUGAGCUCAGUCUUUUCCAGGGUUUGUCCAAUCCUUUCUUCCUUAAAAUCAGCAGGAGCAGGACUGAGCCUCUUGGCAGCAACCUGUAGGAGUGUGAAGGCACCUAAUGAAGCACAGCCUUUCUUUAUGAAUUACCCGUGGUUUUGUUCAAAACAUGUUGCAAAGGUUUGUGUGUUCCUGAAGCCUCUGCCCAGGUGCCGAGGUGCCGUGUAGGAGGAGAGGACAGAAAUGUUGUGUCUGAUACAUUUUAAACCCCCAUUGUGACUCGGUUACAUUUGUGGACAGUGAUGCAUCCUGAUCUGUUGUGUUCGUUUUCCAAGCUUCAAACCAAGUGACACUUUACCUGCAGAGUGGCGUGUAACGGGUUUCCUGUGGUCGGUGCGUGUCUUCCUCUUGUACUGUUGUUUGCAGCACGCUGUUUUAUGGGGAUAAAGUAACUCUGUCACACUCCUCCGGUAGUACCUGCGAAGAUGAACGAUACAAUUUUUAGUUUCUCCUUAGCAGCCCUCCGCGGAGACUGUUCCUGUGGGAGAGCGGGGAUCACUGUUGCACAGCUCCCACCCAGGCUUCGGUUCAGCUGACUCCGGCCCCGCCGUCCCGGCUGCUUUUGUUCGCUGGGGCUGGCUGCAGAGGGGCAGAGCCGAGCUGCUGCCCUGCGGCUCAGAGCGGCGUGAGACCAGCCGGGGCUGCCCCGCUGCGAGCGCUUCCUGCUGGGGAAACCGCUGGCGUUUCUGCGCUGCGGACGACGCCCCGCUGCCUGGCAGCCGCGGGCGCUACACGGCGGCAGGAGGUGCAGAGCAAAGCUCUGGCAGCUGAAAUCCGAGCGGAGCCGCUCAGCGGCUGCUGAAGGCGCGCCCAACUCCGUGUGCGCCUGCCCUGCCCCGGUGUGCUCCCGCCGGGACAGCGCGAUCCAGCAGGGCUCCGAGCGCUUCCCCCCUGUGCCUCCCGCUCUCCGUGGGGAUGGCAGGACUCACCCGCGGCUGCAGCGGGGCCAGGAGGAGGUUCUGUCAGCACUGCUGCUGCUGCUGCUGCUGCUGCUGCAGCCCCGAGCUGCCUGCUCGUGCUCCCCGAAACGCGCGGGGCUGGCGCCAGCCCGGGCGCGGCUUCUCCGCCUACCCUCGGCUUCGGCUCAUCCGUUCUUCAGCCAGACCCUUCCUCACGGGAAUGAAAAUGCUCUCAGCACUAAAGAUGGCUGCUUUGUCAACAAAACAGCAAAAUAAUCUGCAUUUAUUUCCUAUCUUAAACAUAUCUACCUUAUGCAAAUCAAUGUGAGCCUGCUGGGGCGCUUGUGAGAACAGUUCCGGCCUGAUCCGUGCGGGGUUGGCUGUGCCUGGGAGGGUCAUUGCUCAGCUGAAACUAAAACUGUAUGUAAAAUGUGAAGUGGUUGGGGUUUCUUCCUACUUUAUAACGUUGUAACUCUAUUGAAAUGUGUGUUUUAGUCUUCUAUUUUCUUAGUAAAAUGCAUUCCCUUUGCCUAA
Molecule: messenger RNA, 6656 nt
Organism: Vidua chalybeata
Lineage: Eukaryota; Metazoa; Chordata; Aves; Passeriformes; Viduidae
Gene: ME2
Product: malic enzyme 2
Exons: 16
Coding region: 197-1933 (578 amino acids)
Biological process (GO): malate metabolic process; pyruvate metabolic process
Cellular component (GO): mitochondrion
Molecular function (GO): malate dehydrogenase (decarboxylating) (NADP+) activity; malate dehydrogenase (decarboxylating) (NAD+) activity; NAD binding
Source: RefSeq, a predicted model, not a curated record